UCAACCUUUCAUCAAAAUUUUACAAAUUUACCAUUUCGUAUUUUAUCGCAAUUGGCACGAUAAAGUACAAUAAAAUAGCUCAUAUCUCACUUACUUUUAAAUAAAAUAUAGAAAAUGGCUGGCGCAGUCGCUAAAAUACCAGUAUUGAUCAAUACUGCAAUUGCGGAUUUUAGACCAAAGUUCGCCAUUUUCCUGAAAUACGCCAAAGUUGAACUAGCCCCACCCAAGGUCAGCGAAAUUCCACAAAUCAGAGCCGGCAUUGCUAAGUUAUUGUCGAGUGCCAAGUCCGGAGCAUGGAAACAACAGACCGUCAAGCAGGCAACACUUAACACACUGGUCGGAGCUGAAGUUCUUUUCUGGUUCUACAUCGGAGAAUGUAUUGGAAAGCGUCACUUUGUUGGUUAUGAUGUUUAAGAAUGUUAAGUCUCAGUGUAGUAAUGUGCAGUAAAUAAAUUAUUAAAUAAUCUA
Molecule: messenger RNA, 468 nt
Organism: Aricia agestis (brown argus)
Lineage: Eukaryota; Metazoa; Arthropoda; Insecta; Lepidoptera; Lycaenidae
Gene: ATPsynG
Product: ATP synthase subunit g, mitochondrial
Exons: 2
Coding region: 115-414 (99 amino acids)
Biological process (GO): proton motive force-driven ATP synthesis
Molecular function (GO): proton transmembrane transporter activity
Source: RefSeq, a predicted model, not a curated record